Molecule: messenger RNA, 207 nt
Organism: Necator americanus (New World hookworm)
Lineage: Eukaryota; Metazoa; Nematoda; Chromadorea; Rhabditida; Ancylostomatidae
Exons: 3
Coding region: 1-207 (68 amino acids)
Source: RefSeq, a predicted model, not a curated record
AUGCGUGGCGUCCGCGGCGCGGCACUCAUACAUACUGUGGUUCGCCCGUGGCUCUGUGGGGUCGUGCCCGCCUGCAUCGGUCGGUACUGUAGUGGUCAUUGUCCACUUUUGAAGCAUCAAGUGCAAGUUCCUUACGUCACUUCGUGUCUUUAUGUUCUAGUGGGUGAUGAGUGCCUCACCGAAUCUGAAAUGCGGCUUGUGUCAUGA